AUGCUCACGUCGGCUCGUCGGCUGGGGGUCCGCCGUGCCCUGGCAUUGCGUGCUGCCGCUGGACAUGGCCAGCCCAUGAGGAGGCAAUCCUUCGGCUACGGCGACCCCUUUCCACCGAACGCGCCGGGCGUUGGAGGCGAUCACCAGUUGCACCCUCCGGAGACGGUGCAGCACACUGUCAAGUACAUCUCUGAAAACAUGACCAAUCUCCCGAAGUACAAGGAAAUCAUUGAGGGCAUUGGCUAUCCGGGACAGAAGCAUUCGGCUGGAGGCCUAUGCACCCUCGGCCGGAUUUACUACGGCCCUGGACGUACCCAUCUUACAUGUAGCAAGAUGGUUCGUGACCGUGGCUCCCAUUCAAGAGCUGUCUGA
Messenger RNA from Symbiodinium natans, 372 nucleotides. The record is from the annotation of a GenBank genome assembly. NCBI's taxonomy places the organism in Eukaryota, Dinophyceae, Suessiales, Symbiodiniaceae.